AGACAUUAGACAUCAUUUGGAAAUUGCCUCAAGCUUUAUACUCAAAGACAAGCGUGGAUAUUGUCUUAAAUUAAACUUACAUUCCUAAAUAACAUCCUGAAAUGAAGUUAGAUCACCACGGGAGUUUCAUUUCCUUCUUUCGUGUUCUGAAGAAGAAAGUCCUACAGGUUUGACUUGACAUCUUUCACAGUAAACUAGCAGUGUUUUCUGAAUCAUAGUGUCAAACAUAUCAGAAUCUGAGAUCAUCAUUUACACUCGUGAGCUUUUUUUGUCUGUUUGGUGAAUUCAUGGCCGAUCCGUGUUAAUUGUAAGGACCGUCCACGAGUUUAUCCGGCGCGUUUGAACCUCAGUCUAAAUGGUUAUUAUGUUAAUCUGAAGUGUGUUUGAAGUCUCUGACUCUAAACCGGGUCUGUCUCUCUCUCAAAAUCCUUCACAGGCUAUCAAAGAGAAGCGGAAGAGGUUUUCCAAACUCCGGGGGUUUAAAUGAGGAGGACGAUGGUGCUUCCUCGCCUCAGGAAACACAGUUUAAUCCGUCUGAACACAUGCGGCCUUAGAUAAACUUCCCAGGGCUUGUCUUUGGUCUACAACUCUAGGCUUUUGAUAUCCCAUCUCGUCUCAACAUGGAUGCACCAGACGCUCAUUGCCAUUUCAGCAGGAGCGCCGUACAUCAUGGCAUUUCGCCCUCCGGUGGUUACGGAGGGAACGACAAGCACCAUCAUCUUCACUCUGAACCGCUGGGCCGCUCUCUUCCUCUGUUCUUGUACCCGGCCCGUGUGGAGCAGGGAGUUUACGACGGCUCGUACUGCAGCGGGGCGACGCUGCUGUCGUACCUGCCGCCGUUCCACGCCGGUCUGGGUGUGUACGAAUGUCCGUUUGAGCCCGCCUUCAUUCAGAAGCGGAACGAGAGGGAGCGUCAACGCGUGAAGUGCGUCAACCAGGGAUACGCCAAACUCCGAGACCACCUGCCCAACGGAAGCGCGGACAAGCGGCUGAGCAAAGUGGAAACUCUGCGGGCGGCCAUCCGCUAUAUCAAGUACCUACAGGUUUUGGUGGAGAAGCCAGAGAGAGGGGAGGAGAACGUGGGAGCGGCGUCGCCUCUGUCUUUCUCGGACACCUCCUCAGAGGAGUCGGCUGGGAGUUAA
Messenger RNA from Triplophysa rosa, 1142 nucleotides. Its product is annotated as achaete-scute homolog 5. NCBI's taxonomy places the organism in Eukaryota, Metazoa, Chordata, Actinopteri, Cypriniformes, Nemacheilidae. The transcript has a single exon. The record is from RefSeq and is a predicted model, not a curated record. Bases 621 to 1142 code for a protein of 173 amino acids. Gene Ontology annotation, molecular function: RNA polymerase II transcription regulatory region sequence-specific DNA binding; protein dimerization activity; DNA-binding transcription factor activity, RNA polymerase II-specific. Gene Ontology annotation, biological process: regulation of transcription by RNA polymerase II; developmental process.